Drosophila sechellia is the source of this 2020-nucleotide messenger RNA. It is a transcript of the gene cuff, whose product is annotated as cutoff. Gene Ontology annotation, cellular component: nucleus; cytosol. NCBI's taxonomy places the organism in Eukaryota, Metazoa, Arthropoda, Insecta, Diptera, Drosophilidae. The coding region runs from base 821 to 1981 and encodes 386 amino acids. The record is from RefSeq and is a predicted model, not a curated record. Gene Ontology annotation, biological process: NAD-cap decapping; nuclear-transcribed mRNA catabolic process. The transcript has 5 exons.
UCGCCGGCAGGCUAUCUUGCCGUCUUUUGUCUAGUUGACUCUUUUGCGGUCUCCACCGCUGAUUCACUCUGUUCACUCAUACAAACCUUGUGCGAGGCAAUGGAUCUAUAUGGUCUUACCACGGACUUUCAGUCGAUCUUUAAGCAUGUAAAGGCUGAGGUCGAACGAAGGUCAACUAAGACAGGCUCAAAUUGCAGCACUAUGUCCCGGAAUGAAUGGCAAAACACACGCGAAUUUAAAACACGUGCAACAAACACAACCAGUGGUACCACCCUGUUCGUUGUCGACCAUAUGAUCGGAACUUAGUGGCAGGGCUCCCUGUUUGUUUACCUUUUUGCCGGCACGCCACUGUAGUCUGGCAACGCUAAAUGGGUGUUUUGCUUGGUGCUUGUUGUUGUGGCUUAUGUUUACAUUUAAGCGACAGUGUUCACUCAAUAGAGCGAACCGAAGGAUACGGUGUUAACAGAAUAUUAUUAUCAAACAUUUUAAAAAUAACAGUGGAUUUAAAUCAAGUCAAGAUUUUUAUUUAUUUUUAUCUAUUAUUAUCUUAUACAUAUGUAUAUUUAUUUUUAUUUAUUUUAGUUAAAUAUAUUUAUUGGACUUAUAGUUAGGGACCAAUUUGAUUUCUUUAAGAAUAGUCGGAAUUUUUUUUAUUGUAUCAUCUAAGCAUCUUAAAUCUUUUGUUUUUGAUAAUUCAUGAAAUAUAAAUGGAGUCUCAUUUGGCGUUGCCAUAUGCCCAAGGCAACUGUUCGUUUUCCUAGCGCGAGCCAAAGUUUAACAUCCGUCUUUCCCAGAAAAUCUUACCAGAAUCGUUUUUAAGAUGAAUUCUAAUUACAAAAUAUUGAACAUCCAGGCUCACUCCUGGGUGGAUAAGCCCAAGAUGGUAUUUCCAACUAUUACCAAGCCCGUUUCGAUUGGCUGUUUCGUCUGGUCGCCAAACGGGGAAUUUGAACCGAAUUCUCAAAAAGUGCCCUGUGUAGUGGUACCGCCAACCAUCAAAUUUCCCAUUUCUCUACGGUACGAAGAUUCAUCGCCGAAGCUGGAAAAGAAGCCCAAAAUUUUUCUGGACAAUAUGCUCCAGUUUAUAGAAUCUUCGUCGCACAUGUACGUUAUGGCAGGAAACAACCGGCAGGCACGGCUAAAUGCCAAUAUAGUGUGCACCAGCGAAGUUCUGGAGCUGAUGAUGUGUGCUCCCUACGAAAAGAAGACUGGAUGGUCUCUGGGUGUUACCCGGUAUCGCAACACAAUGUACAUCUGCCGCAUUGAUGUCGAACGACCCGACCCCUUUACUGAAGACAAUCUGAAGAGGGUCAUGCAUGAAUUAUGGCUUAGGAAGCUUCGAACCCAUUGUGUAUUUGAGAACGGCAUUGUGAUGCACCAUCAAUAUUCUGAAGAACAUUUACGCUUUCAUGGUGUCUUUUCCUUUAAUUUGAAUGGUGUCCGAGUGCUAUUUGAUUCGCCAGUACUAGCCGAGAUGCCAAGCACAACAUUGAAUGGGUCUGCUCCAAGCUGGGUGGACCUGCAGAUACGCCCUAUGUGCAUGAGUCGACUGGAUUGGUCAGUGCACAAUCGCACAGAGGCCCUUAAGUGGUGGGUCAAGUGUUUUCUGCUGGGAAUCGACAGCCUCUAUAUAGCCCACCGCGAUGAAAACGCCCAUGUGCACAACAUUGAAAAGACUUUGGUGGGGGAUUUAUGGAAGUCUUGCGAAAAAGAUUGGUCGACCACAGUGUGCGCCAACUUCAUGGUUCACCUACUCACUUGUAUUUCCCAAGUUAUGGCGCCGAUCGACUGUCCCAGCACCGUAUACCUAUUUCAGUUCGACGCGCGCCAAGGAACAAUAUCAUACGAGAGCUUGCGAGGGCGCAGUCAGUACACGUUCGUUUCGGACUGGUUCCGGAUGAUGCUGGACGAUCACACAACCGAUAUGUGGAUGACACCGAAUUUGGAAACCAUGUCUUCCACAGUUUACCAAAAACAAUGAGCAAUUACAAAGAAAUGUGAAUACCUUAAUAACAGAACA